CGCCUACGUCUCUUUCCUUUCCCCGCCUCACCCACCCUCACUCAGCAGCCGCCGAAAUGGCCUCCUCUUCCUCCGAGUACGCCCUCUCCGACGCCGACUCCUCGUCGGGCGCGGGCGACGACAGCGCGGCACGGCAGGCCAGCGGCACGGCGCACACGUCGUACCGCACCAUUGCGCCGCUGCCCUCUUCGCGCACUGCGUCGCCCUCUGCCGCCGCUGAGAGUAGCAAUGGCGCGGUGAAGAAGGAAGAAGACGUCGCCAUGGCAUCCAGCGUGCCUCCUCAUCCGCUGCAACAGCCUGCUCCGCGCGCGCCGGUGCUGCGGCACGCGCUGCCGCCCAAGCCCGGCUCUUCCUCGCCCGCGCCGCUGCCUUCCUCGGCCGCCGCGGCGUUUGCCAAGCGUGCGCGUGCCGGCGCAGACAUGGUGCCCGUGGCCGCCAAGCCGCCCAAGACGGCCACUGAGCGUGCAAAGCAGCCGCACCUCAUCGUCGUGCUGGAACAGGCGUGUCUCGAGACGUACAAGAUGAGCAGCGGCAGCAGCAGUGCCGCGCCCGCGCAAGGAGGAAGCGCAGGGAGAGGGAGGAGUAAGACGGAAGGCGACAAGUAUGCGCUGUUGAACUGCGAUGAUCAUCAGCGAGUACUGGCAAAGAUGGGAAGGGACAUUGCAGAGGCCAGACCGGACAUUACACACCAGUGUCUCCUCACGCUGCUCGAUUCGCCGCUGAACAAGGCCGGCCUCUUGCAAGUCUACAUCCACACGGCACGCGGCGUCUUGAUCGAGGUCAACCCGCACGUGCGCAUUCCGAGGACGUUCAAGCGGUUCAGUGGCUUGAUGGUGCAACUGCUGCACAAGCUCUCCAUCCGCAGCGUCAAGGGCAGCGAGAAGCUGCUCAAGGUCAUUCGCAAUCCGGUGACGGAGCAUUUCCCGCCCAACACUCGCAAGAUCACCCUCUCCUUCGAUGCGCCCGUGCAGCGCCUCUCCUCCUAUCUCGCCACCUCGAUUCCCGCAGACCACAGCAUUGCCGUCUUUGUCGGCGCCAUGGCGCACGGCCAGGACAGCUUUGCCGACGCCGUCGUCGACGAGAAGAUUUCGAUCUCCGAGUACAGCCUGAGCGCCAGUGUCGCAUGUGGCAAGUUCUGCUGUGCACUCGAGGACUUCUGGGGCGUCGUGUAGGAUCGCCCUUCUCCUCCUCCUGCUCUCUUCUUCUCACUCGGCAUGUCCCCCCCCCCCC
Molecule: messenger RNA, 1230 nt
Organism: Tilletiopsis washingtonensis
Lineage: Eukaryota; Fungi; Basidiomycota; Exobasidiomycetes; Entylomatales
Product: Nep1-domain-containing protein
Exons: 5
Coding region: 57-1172 (371 amino acids)
Biological process (GO): rRNA base methylation
Cellular component (GO): small-subunit processome; nucleolus
Molecular function (GO): rRNA (pseudouridine) methyltransferase activity; rRNA binding
Source: RefSeq, a predicted model, not a curated record